AUUGAUGGUUUAUUCCCUGGUUUAGUGUCAUUCAUCCGGUUCAAUCGUUCCCGGGCGUGGGCCAGAAAAGGCCUUGUUCAUAAAGCCCAAAAGAGCAUUGUUGGAAGCCAUUCAUCAUAUUUGUGAAGCUGAAGCAAAUGCUUCCAUGGCUAUGAAUAUUCGCAGUGUAUGCGGUGCACUGAAAAGGUUCACUCCGCUUCACUCCUCAAAUUGGGUUUCGAAGAAGAAUAAGGGUUUCUCCUGCAAGAUGUCAACCGAGUCAACUUCCUUGACCCACACCAUCACACUGCCCAAUAAACACAAUGAACCCGUUCACGUAGUUGCUGCCCCCGGUGUCUCCCCUUCUGAUUUCUGGAGUGCUGUUGAAUGCUCUUUAUUCAAGCAGUGGUUGCAUAACUUGCAAACUGAGAAUGGGGUUCUAGCUGAUGGUACCUUGGCUCUGAGACAAGUUCUAAUUCAGGGAGUAGACAUGUUUGGAAAGCGCAUUGGGUUUCUCAAGUUCAAAGCUGACAUUUUUGACAAGGAAACAGGGAAAAUGGUUCCAGGUAUUGUGUUUGCAAGAGGACCAGCUGUGGCUGUGUUGAUGCUCCUGGAAUCAGAGGGUGAGACUUAUGCUGUUCUUACUGAACAGGCAAGGGUUCCUGUUGGAAGAAUUAUUUUGGAAUUGCCUGCUGGAAUGUUGGAUGAUGACAAAGGUGAUUUUGUUGGUACUGCAGUUCGUGAGGUUGAAGAAGAGAUUGGUAUGAAGUUAAAUGUAGGAGACAUGGUUGACCUCACUGCUUUCCUUGACUCUGCAACUGGAUGCAAAGUUUUCCCUUCCGGGGGAGGAUGUGAUGAAGAAAUCAGUAUUUUUCUGUACAGAGGGCGUGUUGAUAAAGAGAUAAUAUCACAACUACAAGGUAAAGAGACAGGUCUUCGUGAACAUGGGGAGCUAAUUAAGGUGCGUGUAGUACCAUACAAGAAACUUUGGCACACAACUGCAGAUUGCAAAGUUCUGGUGGCUGUUGCACUGUUAGAAAUGGCUAUGAAAGAAGGGCUAUUGCCUGCUUUGUCUACAUAGUAGCCUUUUUUAUGAUUCUCAAAGAGAAGGGCUAUUCCAAAUUUAGUAGCCUUCAUACAAACCUCAAGAGAGUAUUAGAAAUUAAAAAUUUGUUGAAAUUUGAUUUUUUUGAGUCUAUCUUUUUAUCCGUGUUGCAUGCUCUGCCUAACAACAAAAGACUUAAAUUGUUAUUGAUACGUUUUGCAUUCGUUGGAAAUAUCUCUUGCCAAGAGAUUCUUAGUUGCAUCCUUGUAAGCUAAUGAGCAUGUUUAUUAUUGUCUUUCA
Messenger RNA from Glycine soja, 1324 nucleotides. Its product is annotated as nudix hydrolase 14, chloroplastic-like. Gene Ontology annotation, biological process: ribose phosphate metabolic process; nucleoside phosphate metabolic process. The transcript has 7 exons. The coding region runs from base 146 to 1060 and encodes 304 amino acids. Gene Ontology annotation, molecular function: ADP-ribose pyrophosphatase activity; ADP-glucose pyrophosphatase activity. NCBI's taxonomy places the organism in Eukaryota, Viridiplantae, Streptophyta, Magnoliopsida, Fabales, Fabaceae. The record is from RefSeq and is a predicted model, not a curated record.